AUAGCAUAAUUUCAUUAAACAAGGCGUGUUUGACAUAGAGUUAAGACAAACAGAGAUGGAGAUUUGUUCAAAUUAUGAUAGCAUUGCCGAAUAUUUACCGUCUCGAACGAAUAUUUGAAAUGUUAAAAUAAGCUAGCUGUAUUUAGUAGGAAAAAAAUGUAUUCGCCGUAUUGAGAUUUACGCUUUAUACAAUGGAUAAAUGUAGCAAACAGCGAAUACGAAUAUUAAUAUGAAGUUGAUAUGACGGUUAUGUGCCAUAAUUGUGUCCGUUAUGUGGAAAAUAUGUGUUUAGUUUAAAUAGUUCGCGUUAUUAUCUUAGAGAAAAGAAAGACAUUGAAAUUGAAUACAUGUGUUGACACAUUAAGCCGUGUGAUAACUCUCAACAAAACAGCAAGGCACUAUUUGUAAUAGUAAUGAAUAGUAAUCUUGCUAUGUUGUUUUAUUACUACUUAAAUAUUAUCGACACUCCCCGGAGUUUCAAUUUUAUAAGCUUUUCAUAUGCAGCAAUGUAAAGAAUGCGUACAAAUACUUUGUUUUCUACAAGAACACGGACUCUACGCUUGUGAACCGCCCAGAUGUACCGAGAUAAAAAAAGGGAAAGGUCGCCCUGGACAGAGUAUUUAUUGUAUUGAUCAUUGUUUACAACAUACACACCGGAAUUAAAACAAAUACUUCCAUUACUGAGUUUAUUAUCUGCCAGAUGAAUGUGUCUUAAGUUCAAUUUAUAUAAAUUGUUUUGAUUGUGCAACGACGAUGACUAGAACUACGUUAUGUUGUAUAUUGCUGUGCACGAGCUUGUUAGCACGUGCCUCAGUGACGCAGACGACACUACAAGUUGUUUGGAUGGUUCCAUUUACGUCACAUCCGACUGCAAGUUUCGUUCACAAUGCCUCUUCAUCGGUAGCGGCAUUGGCGCUUGGUUUGGAGACUAUACGUAACGAGUCUAUACUGCCUGGUCAUGUGAUUAAUGUCACGUUCAUAGAUACGAAGUGCAACAGCAAGCAGAGUAUUGGCGCCAUCUUUGAUCAUCUUCUGCAACACGACGUUGACGUCAUCUUUGGACCACCAUGCGCAGACGUUGUCAAGUCUGUUGGAGAGCUGAUGUCCUACCGAAACGUGGCUCUGAUCAACUGGGUGUCCGUCGGUCAGACCAUCACAUACAAGGACGAGCUUACCACCUACAUGCGCACCAUGGCGCCAAUAUCGUCUUUAGGCGGCAUCAUGAUGUCGUUCUACGACUACACGGGCUGGCGGCGCUUCGUGAUAAUCUCCAUCGAUCGCGCGGAGUACCGGGCGGCCGCAGCCACCAUCGAGAGCAGCAUACGGUUGUACGAGAUCAAAGGCUUCUUCGUGGCGCACCACUACAGUGGCGUCAAGCGCAACAGCUCGGUCGCCGACAUUGACCUCAUGUUGAACAAUAUCAUCCGCGAAGGAAGAAUAAUUAUCAUGCUGAUCCCACGGGAGGAGCUGCGAAAGUACAUGCUGCGCGCGCAUGCACUCGGGUUGACCAAAGGAGACUUUCAGUUCAUCUUUACCGACACAAAGAUGAUAGACGAUGACGACGUGAGAUUCCUGAGCAGCGGCGAAAUAUGGCGACGGGGAGAAGCAGACGACAUGGUCGCCAGACAGGCCUUCCAGAACGUUCUAUAUUUUUGCCUUGGCCACACCACUGCCCAGGUAGCCAGCUGGCGGGACGGUGCAAUGGCCGCAUUCGAUAACGUGUUCCAUGGACGCACGGACGCUCCACUUCCGUCAGAGCCGGACGAGUAUUCCGCAUAUCUGCACGACACGGUCAUCUACUACGCCCGCUUGCUCAACCAGUCCCUCUCCAAUAACUACACGGGAAGUGGCGAUGACCUCUUCGACUUUGGGGACACCGUCUAUUUCCCAGGCCUUUCCGGUGACGUUAUAAUAAAUCAGCUCGGGGAAAGAUGGCCGUCCUUCUAUGUGUACGACAUGGACACUUCCGGUUCCUUUAUUCAGGUUGCCAACCUCCAGUUCGCCAUCGCCGAUACCAGAAUAAGAAUGAACUCCUCGUUCACGAAGAUCACCUGGGGAGACGGAAGAACGACGGAUGACCCGUACAUCCCGCCGGAUACGCCCGACUGUGGCUUCUACAACGAGUUCUGUACCCCGGACGCGCCGACCACCAAGUCGUACGAAGCCGUGAUUAUUGGAGUGACCGUCACCAUGUUGUUUGUUUUCCUCGGCCUCUUUCUCCUAUACAGGUAA
Dreissena polymorpha is the source of this 2232-nucleotide messenger RNA. Its product is annotated as guanylate cyclase 2G-like. The record is from RefSeq and is a predicted model, not a curated record. NCBI's taxonomy places the organism in Eukaryota, Metazoa, Mollusca, Bivalvia, Myida, Dreissenidae. Gene Ontology annotation, cellular component: membrane. The transcript is spliced from 11 exons. The coding region runs from base 754 to 2232 and encodes 492 amino acids.